ACAAAUUGACAACGGGUGUUGAAUGCAUCUUUUUAUUUCCAGUAUGAUCUAUGUAGUAUGUGAGUUUGUUCUGUGUAUAACAUUUAUAAUUCCUCUGCGUUAAUGUUAAAAUAUUAUAUUAAAUUAGGUGAUGAACAUAUCCUUGCAACUUAUCACUCUUGUGUACUGAUGUGUUACUUCAUGAUGACUGGCCAAUGCAAGAGGGGAAGAUGUGAAUAGUGAGGUAAAUUGAAACUUCAAGCACAAGAAAUAGUGACAGUAGCUACCGAUGCGAUGGAAAACAUGAACUUUUCAUUACUAUAAAACAUGGCUCAAGUAUAGUAAUUAUGCAAAAAAUUGUACAGUUCUACUAGAAUUGACUGUAACUGAAUUGUUUUCUGUUUAAAAUUGAUUCUCUGUACCUAUACUUUGAAUAGGAGCUCUUCUAAGAACUGAUGCUCUUAUGCUUGGUAAUGUCACCUGGCUCAAAUAAUGAAGUUUCUCUGGUUCUCACACACAGCUCUUGGCAAGCUGACCCAUAAACAUGUGUCCAUGUUUUUUGUAGGUUCGACGAAGUUCACAGUGCAGCUGAAACUAAAGGGACACUGUAGAGUAACAGGUCAGUAAAUUUGAGACUGUCAUCACUUGAUAAAUAACUUGCACACCAAAUAAGACAGUCAUGAGAUUUUUAAUGGGUGCCAUUGAAAACAUCGGUACAAAUAUAAUUAUUUUGCAUCAUGUGGAAGUUUUGUAGCAGCAGAUAAGUCAACAUCAUGAUCACAGUGACAUACACUGUUUGGCCAAGGAUAUAUAGUCAUGUGCAUAAAGAAGUCUUACAUUAGACCGAACUCUUACUGUAACGUGUAAAUUUCCAGUAUCAGUAUUUAAGUUUUUCUGCUGUGUUUCUGUAUUGUGGUUACAAAUUGACACAGGUGCUGCAUGCAUCAUUUCAGUAUGAUCCAUAUACUAUGUAAGUUUCCUUCUGUGUAUAAACAUUUAUAAUUCCUCUGUGUUUAUGUUAAACAUUGUAUUAAAUUCAGUGAUGGCCGUUUCGUUACAACUUGUCACUCUUAUAUACUGAUGUGCUGCUUCAUGAUGAGUUUGGCCUGUGCAAAAGGGGAAGAAAAUGUGAAUAGUGAGGUAAAUUGAAACUUGCAAGUAUCAAUGUUGGUAGCACAAGAAAUAGUGGCAGAGUUGCUUAUACGGCUGGUAGCCCGAGAAGAAUUGAUUGUACUUAGUCGCCGUGAAAGUUUCAGAUCAUACAUUACUUUCUGCUUACACAAAAUUAGCGCCGUCGCCAUUUUUCGAUACAUGAUACAUUUAUGACUUAUCUCCAUACCACGUUUCACAUGCUGUUACUGCAGCUAAAGAAAAGUUUCGGACGAUCGCGAUAUUUCUGUUUUACAUUAAACAAAUACGAAGCUUAACCGAAAUUGUGUAUGUUUCGAAUGUCUGUUAAGAAUACAUGAUUUCGGGACCGAGAAUGGAGUGAUUUGUGAUUGUAAGAAAUUACGAAGUAUGAGUUUGUGGAUGCGUUCUGUAGCAUAACGUCCAUUCAUUAACAUCGUUAAACUGGUUAAAACUUAAAAGAGUGAUGUGUGAUGCCGUAACCGUUAAUUUUUGGAACUGGAAUUUUGUGGCAGCUGACGGAGUGACGUACUCCUUCGGUGUGUUUUACUUGACUUUUCUGCACUACUUCAACGAAGGGAAGGGUACCACAGCAUGGAUCGCCUCCAUCUUGGUAGGAGUUACCCUCUGCUCAGGUCCGAUCUCCAGUUCCUUCGUGAACAAGUAUGGUUGCCGGGCAGUGACAAUUGCAGGGUCAUUGCUGGCCGCUGUCUCUCUCAUGAUCAGCGUCUUUGCUCAGAAUGUCCUCACACUCUACUUAACCAUUGGAUUGGGAGCAGGUUUUGGCUUUGGUCUCAUCUACCUGCCAGCCAUUGUGAGUGUGACGUGUUACUUUGAGAAGUAUCGUUCUCUGGCAACUGGAAUUGCUGUUUGUGGUUCUGGGCUGGGAACCUUUUUAUUUGCACCAAUCUCAGAGUACCUUAUCACGGAGUAUGGAUGGCGUGGAGCUUUGCUAAUCAUUGCAGCGGUUGUGCUCAACUGUAUCAUCUUGGGUGCGCUGUUCAGGCCCAUACCAGAUAUUAGGGAGAGCAAGCCAGUCAGCAGGGCUGCCUCUUCCAGUGCAGUAGCACUUCAUGGCAAUGCUGCCACUACAAACUCAAUGGAUGAGAAAAACAGCUCUGAGCAGAACCUGCACCAAGUAAUUUCCACGUCUGUUUCGAAAGGUGAUGACAAUGCCUUACACAGACCUCGCAGCAUUGGACACUUCAUGAUGCCUUAUUCUGGGAAGAUGCAGGGCAGGUCAAAUGCUGGGACCUCAGAUGUUGCACGACUUGCUCUCAGCCAACCAAUUUUACUCUCAACUUCAGCUUCAAUGCCUGAUCCUCAUUUAAAGCCUACAUUUGGGAGCCAGAGUCUCCGUAAAUCCAGUGGCAUCAUGUACAGAAGGGACAUCUUCUACCGUGGAAGUCUACACAACAUUCCUUAUCACAGGAGGAAGAGGGGAAGAAGCUGUACUUGGCCAGGCCAUGGAAACUUCAGAGUCUUGGGUUUGAGGCCUGGAGGCAACACAUUCUUUAAGCAGGGGCCAAUGGUUGUUUCUUAUUCCUCAAAUAAGGUUGAAUGCCACAUGGUGAGGCUUGGGUCUAACGUAUGGCUACAACAGGAUAUAAAACAUGGGGAAGAGUCUCAUCAGCUGAUGGAGCUGAAGGGCUCAAAACAAAGGCAAGAUGAUGAUGACAGAAUGACAAUAUGUGGCUGCUCAAAGGAGACAAGAGAUACACUCACAGAAAUGUUGGACUUCUCCCUCCUCAAGGACCCCAUAUUUAUUCUCUUUACUAUCUCAAACUUCUGCACUAGUGUGGGAUUCAACAUACCUUAUGUAUAUUUAGUGGCACAGGCUGAAGAGCGAGGUAUCUCAACAGACAAAGCCAGUUUACUCUUGGCAGUAAUAGGUAUUGCCAAUCUUAUAGGCAGAAUUAUUCUAGGUUAUGUGUCUGACAAACCAUGGAUAAAUCGACUGAUGGUCUACAAUGUGUGCCUUACCAUCUGUGGCGUGGCAACCGCAUUCAGUGCCUUGUGUUAUGAAUUCUAUUCAUUCGUUAUUUAUGCAUCUAUAUAUGGGUUCACCAUUGGAGCUUAUGUGGGGUUAACUUCAGUCAUUCUGGUGGAUCUUCUUGGACUUGAUCGCCUCACCAACGCAUUUGGAUUGCUUCUGCUCUUUCAAGGAAUUGCAUCUUUUCUUGGUCCUCCUGUAGCAGGCUGGCUUUAUGAUGCUCUCCAAUCAUAUAACCCUGGAUUUUAUGUGGCUGGCAUCACAAUUGCUGCAAGUGGGAUUAUGCUCUUUUGCAUUCCGUCAUUACAGAGGUAUGUGAUGCAAAGGAGGAACAGCAAAUCAAGCCAAAAAUUAGCUGUCCACCAAAAUGGAAGUAUAGCACAUUCAGCAGCAUAACAGUUCAACUGGAACCCUUGUGCUGUAUGAGUUCACUAAACAUUGAGAAAGUUUUUCGAGGUGAAAGAAGAGUUUUAGUGAGGGGUAAAUUUGGUGCAGAUAUAAAUUCAGACAAAAUAAAAUUGCCAUGGAAGUUGUUUAGAGAUUAUCUUGCAAGGAACAUGUCAAAAAGCAUGCAGACAUUUUUAACUCCUGGUGCUAAAUAAAGCAAAUAGACUGCCUUUCGAAAUAAUAAUUAUUUUAUUAUUUUGUUUUGUACAAUAGCAUAAAUAUAGAUUUUUGUUUUUUUGAGUACCAGAAAUAUCAUGUGAAGUGCGUAUAGGAUAGUGUGUGUUCAUGAGUUUUGUGAUCAGGUAUGUGUAUUUUGUCUCCUGUGUCUGUGAUGUUAUCUACAGUUAUUUCUUUAAUAUUUGCAAGGAGGGAAUGGCUCAGUCAUAUAAUUUUGGAAAUAUUAAAUUUCAACUGUGCAACUAAUUCAUAAUAUUUUUUUAUAUAUAUAUAUUUGGAUAUGAAGGAUGUCUGGGACAUCAAUAUGACAAUACAUACUGAAUGUACUUCUAAUUGUUAUUUUUAAUUGUGCACUGUUAUUCUUAUUUACACAGUUCUUAGUAAAUUAGUACUUCAUUUUGGUUAUAUUUGAAUGUGUCUGAUUUCCUCCUUCAUAAAAUGGCAAGUCAAUUUAUAAAUUGCAAACAGUGAUGAAACUUGUUUUGAAGCUGUUGCAUCUGUAUUGAACACAAAGAAAAGCACUGUAUAAUAUUACUUUUUAUCAUGUGUACUUUGCAUGAUGUGCUUAACCCGUUAACCUUUGACUUACGUUUCAUUGUGGGAACAUAAGUUAAGUUCUUGUUGGGAACGUAAACUCCGGCAACACUGGAAAGAGACUUGGCUACUUCUUUUACACUGAUUGAGGACUGCAUUCAAUGAAAGAGCGUUGUCUAGGGUUUUGACAAAGGUCAGCUUGAGCUGUCAACCCUGAAACUGUAAACAUAAACAGCGUACAUUGUUUAUGUCCAGUGGGUUUCGGCUUCAUUUUCAGGCACCCCAGUUCAAAGCUCUUACAUUCCUCGACAAGAUUGGCGAAUAAAAAUACGUAUGCACUAAAACAGAGGGAAACAAAAUUUUGUCUGUGGCCAAUAGUUCACAACCGUGGCUUCUACCAAGCCUUCAAAAAAAAGAAAGAAAAGUUACUAAAGCCAGAAGUUAUUUUAGACACUGUCAGUGACGAAUCAGAAGAUGACGGCAAUUAAACAGCGGACGGGGAAAAGGAUUAUAAAAGUGAUGAAUCAGAUCAGUCGUUGCAUAGACCACCAGGUUGACCAGCAAAUGUUGCCAAUAAAAGUCACUAGAUGAAAUAAGCACUGGCCUGUUUCAUCUAAUCGACUGCGAUGUCACGUGUUCAGCUCGGUGAGAAUCGAGAAGUCAGUGUGAAGUGUCAGCAAUGGAAGGUGGGUUUACGUCUGGACAAAAACUGCUUUUGCGGAUAUCACACCAAUACACAGUUAUAAAAGUGUUUCAAGUGCAAAACCCUUCGCCAAUGAUGCCUCCAACCAAGAUGUAAGUAAAAGAAACACGAAAUUUAGAAACAUAGAUAUUAAUAUGUAUUUAUGCAAGUAAGAUAUGACGGUUUUUCAAACGACUCUGCGUAAUCUGUUAUAUUCGCAUAAAAAUGGCGUUUAUUUCGUCACUUUAUCAUUCUUAUUGUAGAUAAUAUUAAAGUUUUUGGUAGAAGAAUUUAAAUGCACGCAAAAAGAAAAAUUCCGUAGGGCUGCCACCACUAUGCCACUUAAAUUCCCGUCCGUUAAAGGUAAAGCCAAAUGGUAACUAUAUGUACCAGUCAGUAAUGCAUUUUUUAUUUAUGUAUUUUCUAUGAUUGUCACUGUAAACAGUGAUUAUUUCCAUGAAGAGAGUUAAACAAGUUUAAUGGAUGGGUUGUGUGUUCUCUUUGCAGUACAGACUGAAUUAUUAAAUGUUAUUUAGAUGAAUGUUGGCUUUAAAGGGUUGAAUGAUUGCAUAUGUGAUUGACUGUUCUUCUGUCUGCAUGAUAUAACUGGACAGAUAUUGAUGAAAUCUGAUAUAAACGUUAUGUCAUGGAGGCCAUGAAAAGUCAUACCCAUUCAUUUUGUAUAAUCGAUAAGAACAACAGAAUGGAUAGAAUCUUAUGGGGUGGUAGCGGUACUAGGACCACAAAAGAGGUUCCUGAAAUCAUUAAAAUAUGCUUAUGAAAGUUUGCUUGGCACCUAUGAACAAACAGAUGUUAACAUUUUUUUAAUUUUUAGGAUAUUUUGAUAUUGCUGAUGGGAACAUUUGUUUUCUGGGAGAAUAUAUGCAGCAACCAGCUUGAGGGGUUGGAGUACUGAGUAAAAUUACUGAAUUUCUGUUCAUAUUUUGUUGUUGAAGAGAAGAUGUAUAUUGAUAUUAAAAAUAAUAAUAAGAUAUCCAUUAAUUUGAGUGGGAUUUGAACAGACAGUCCCACUGUCCAAGUGCAUGAGGCUUAUGCCUCAGACCAUGUGGCCACUGCGACCAGCAAAUGCCAGCAUAAUACCUUAAAAUUAGGCCAUAUCCUUUCCAAUUAAUUACUCACUGUCAUCCUCUCAUCUGGGAGUUUAGAUACUGAAAGUGUCAUUAAAUCAACUAUAAAUACAUAAAAAUAAGAUACAGUGAAAUGUAUUUAUAGAAGGAUAGGUACAAAAUAAUAUCACAGAUUUUGUGACCUUAAAUACAGAUUCAUAUUGCAUCUAUGUUUUACUUGAUUAGUGAAUAACAUUGCAUAGCAGAUAACUAAGUCAUGAAAUAAAAUUUGGUAGCGUGCAGAGACUUUAGAUCUCACUGAACUAGCUGUGGUGACUUUGACUAUAACAAAAUUAAAUGUCACAUACUAAACCUUGUGCAUUAAAAUAAAAUGUAUAAAUAAACUAGUCAAGGGUAUAUCGAAUUAAAUGUCAAAUGGAAACAAAGCUGUCGGGAUUGUCACUAAAUUUUCCAAAAGGACCAUGCAGGACAAUACAGACAACAGCUUCAAAUUCUGUAUGUUGUGUGUGUGUGUGUGCACGCGUGCGUGUGUAUAUCAUAUAUAUGUGUGUUUGUGUUUAUAGAAGCAUGACUGGAACUGUGUAACAGGACUUUUACAAAAAAAAGGUAGUUAAAUAUAAAGAAACAGGCCUGUUAUUUUAUUAAAUAUGAAUAUCUUGGAUUUAA
This is a messenger RNA of Zootermopsis nevadensis, 6694 nucleotides long. RefSeq names its product Monocarboxylate transporter 1 (gene Mct1). NCBI's taxonomy places the organism in Eukaryota, Metazoa, Arthropoda, Insecta, Blattodea, Termopsidae. Gene Ontology annotation, biological process: transmembrane transport; monocarboxylic acid transport. The record is from RefSeq and is a predicted model, not a curated record. Gene Ontology annotation, molecular function: monocarboxylic acid transmembrane transporter activity.